Molecule: messenger RNA, 1961 nt
Organism: Marchantia polymorpha subsp. ruderalis
Lineage: Eukaryota; Viridiplantae; Streptophyta; Marchantiopsida; Marchantiales; Marchantiaceae
Source: the annotation of a GenBank genome assembly
GCAAGGCGACGCGGUCGGAACGCAGGGGAGGGUGGCGGAGAGGGGGAGAGAGUCGGGGAGAAGGGGAGAAGUGGAGAUAGAGAGGCGACGACAGACAGGCAGACCGACAGACAGGAAGGCUUGACGACUAGCAGAGGUUUUUGACGUUUGGAGAAAGGAAAAAGCUGCAGGAGGACGAGGACGAGGACGAGGCAACGGGGCCAGGCGAUGGAAGCACAGGCGCUGCAUGGGAAUGUCGAGAGGAAGCGGGAGGGCGGGCAGGAGGAGCUCGAGCGCCAGCAGCAGUCGCAGCAGCGCUUGAAAAGUCGGAUCGAUGAUUUGAUCGGCUCCGCGCAGGCCAGCGACGCGGAGAUCGAAGCCGCGAGCGAUGCUCUUCUGAACGAGUUGCGCUCGUCUGCGGGCUCCGGCCGGCAGAAAGCCGUCGAUCCCCUGCUGGCCGCCCUGCGAUUGCCGAAUUUGUCCGAUCGCGUUCAGGAGACCAUCGCUGCCGCUAUUUCUCUCUGCUCGGGAGCCCACACCAAUCACGCUUCCUCCUCGUAUCGAACAUUUACCUUUUCGCCUUCUCUUCGUGUCAAUAUUCAUGAGAUCGACUUUGCGGACGGUGGUGUAGGUUGGAAGGUUUGGGGAGGAGCAUUGCUGCUCUCGCUUCGUCUCAUAGAAAUUCCGAGCCUCGUGAAAAACAAGCGUGUGCUGGAGUUGGGAAGUGGUUGCGGUUUAUGCGGUCUCCUCGCAUCCAAACUUGGUGCGUCUGAAGUUGUUUUGACCGAUUACCUUCCAUCUUUAUUACUGAACCUCCGCAGGAACGUGUCACUGUUCCGAAAUCAGAGGAAAGAGAUUCAGAGGCAAUUUUCGUAUUCGUCCAGAUCCGUCAGCUAUGACAACCACAUCACUUGCGUUAUGGCCGAGGAUUCCGUGGGACCGCGGGUGGAUACAUCUCAAGACGAUUACUUAUUUCCUGGAGAAACCAGCACAAGCACCCGCACCAUAAGAUUGCGUACGCUCGAUUGGCUGGAAAGCCCUGGAACACAAGAGCCUCCCUUGAGUUUCGCGAAUCUCGACCUGCAGCUGCCUCCCAGGAUCUCGACGGAACAAGUUUUCGACGUGGUGAUGGGAAGCGAUGUGAUUUACGAGGAGCGUUUGAUACAACCAUUAGUGGCCACAAUGUCUCGACAUCUGGCCAAACCCCACGGAAAGGGCCUCAUCGUAGCACCUAUUCGGGAGAAGCGGCUGCUGGAGGUGUUUUUGAAAGAAGUGGAGCAUUACAAGAUGAGGGCGACCGUCGUGCAAGUAGAGGCCUCGGAAUGGAGCCGCUGCAAGGCCAUAGUUAAUGGAGAGACAGAGAGCUCCUACGACGACGACGACGACGAGUUUCUCGAGGACGAACAAGGAACCAUGCAAGACAUUGAUUACUACGAUGCAGGUUAUGUUUCCAUCACCGUCACUCACAAACUGACCGCAGAGCCCUUGGACAUCGAACACUGAUCUGACCAGCGCAUAUUACGACAUACAGGAAGUAGCGUAUACUUGUUAGGCCCAAUUUACUUCAAAGGUCUGCUGCUGCUGGCAAAACCUUUGUACUACUAGUAGGACGAUGUAGUUUUCCUGUGCGAAUGAUGAUUAUUUCCAUUGUUCGUCUACUUGUUUCCCUCGAUGGUCUGAAGUUGCCCUCAGUGGGAUUUGUGACCGUUGGCAAUUCCAAGGCAGGAGCCCGUCUCUUAGAAGAGCGGAGCGAGGUAGUGAACGCUAUCUGGCUUUGAGCCAGGAGGUGUGUAGGCGUUGUCCAGCAAACCACGUCGUGAGCCGAGCCGUCAUUCAUUCUUCGAGAUAAGAGUGAAGGAUUGAGUUCUCGCCCGCGUGCUUCGGCCUGCGAGGAUUGUGAUUACGGGACUCAGUUUUCUCAACGAUGUUUUGCGAGCAUUCCGCUGCUCUAUACUAUACUGAUUUAUAUUUGGCAGAAAUCC